AUGGAGCGUUUAAAGAUGAUGAGGGCGUCGGUGCGAACUGCCAUCACCAAAACGGCGAAUGAAGUGGAAGCCGAAUUCACAAAACCUCAACUCGCAAUAUUGGACCUUCAAGUCAUGAUGCAGAAGCUCGAAAGGAAGGCCACUGAAGUUGCAGAGUUUGACCAGAAGAUUUUGGAGUGCAUGUUGGGCGUUCCGUGUACGCAAGAGGAACUUGAUGUGGAGAAGACAAAGAAUGACGAGUAUCAAGACAAGAUCUCGAGAGCAAGAUUCCGCGUCGACGCUGUUAUCCACCAAACUACAAGUUCUCACAGCCCAAGCGGAAGUUAUGCAUCGGUGUGCUCAGAAGCAACGCGUCAAAAACAGAGAAGCUUCAAGUUACCGAAAGUGGAGCUCAAGAAAUUUAAUGGCGAUCUGAAAGAGUGGCUUGGAUUUUGGUCACAAUUUCAAAAGAUCCAUGAAGAUGAAAGUCUACACGACACGGACAAGUUCCAGUAUCUCCUUCAAGCGAUGGUGCAGGGUUCUGAGGCAAGGGAUUUGGUUAAGAGUUACCCACAAUCAGCCGAAAACUACCCACUGGCCGUUGAAGCGUUGCAGCAGAGAUACGGAAGAGAAAGUCUACUUUUACAAGUAUACAUCCGAGAGUUGUUGAAGCUGGUGAUGGCCAAUGUCACUCAGAAGGACAAGCUCCCAUUGGACCGGAUGUAUAUUCAGAUCGAGUCACAUUUGAGAGCGCUAAAAACUCUUAAUUUGGCGACAGCGGAUCCGGCGACGUGGCUGUUCCCGUUAGUAGAAUCCAGCUUACCAGUGGAGACUUUACAAGCGUGGCAGAGAAGUCCAAUGUCGAAGCAUGAUGGAUCGGCGGAUAAACCACCCAAGAGCUGUUUGGACCUGCUCAUGGAGUUCAUAAAAGCUGAAGUACAAGGACAACAGCAAAUUGCCUUGGCCCAGUAUGGAUUCCAGGAGUACAGUGUCAAAGAUAAGAGGAGCAGAAGAGGCGAGAGAGGAGAAAGUCCGAUCACUGCAGCUGCUCUGUUUACAGGAGACGUGAAGUCUCAGACUUGUAUUUUCUGUGCGAAAUCUGGUCAUCAAAGCCAUGUGUGCUACAAAGCGAAGAAGAUGACGCAUGAAGAGAAAAUUGGCAAGAUAAAGGAAGCUCAUUCUUGCUUCAAGUGCUUGAAACGAGGACAUAUUUCAAAAAAAUGUCAAGUUUCUGUAAGUUGUCCUGUCUGCAACAAGCCCCACUAUCCAGUAAUGUGUGAGGAGAAGAAGCAGAAUGAAGCAGACGAGAUGAAGGAAGUCACGGAAGGUGUGAGAACAAUGGUAUCAUCACAACCGAGAAUGUUGACAUUGGAAUCCUCAUCAAGCGACCAGAAAAUUGUACUCAGAGGGACAAUGACAGUUAAAGUAACCGGAGCCAAUAAUCAAGAGAAGAGGGUGAGAAUUCUCGUGGAUUCCGGGAGCGAUGUGAGCUACAUUAAGAGUUCACUGGCUCGUGACCUGAAGUUAAAAGCGAUCGGGAAGCGCGUAUUUCAGACGGAGGUGUUCGGAGGAAGUUUCGAAAUCUCACAGCGAACAGAAUAUGCAAUUCAACUCAAGGGGAUCAACGGAGGAGAAACGAAGUUCAACGCUUUCUCUGAAGACAAAAUAUGCGGAAUAUGCAAUCCGAUUCCGUAUGGACCCUGGGUGAAAGAAUUAAUGAAGUUAAAUGUGUAUUUGACGGAUGUUGAAUCAGAACCGUCUGAAAUACAUAUAUUGAUUGGGUCAGACCAAAUUGGACAAUUACUCACAGGAAGGAUGAUCAAGGUCAGCCCUACUAUCACCGCCACCGAGACUUCCAUUGGUUGGUACUUAAACGGAGAAGUACCAAUCCAGAAAAAUCAGUCGCUGGCAGCUAGGAGUAUCGCGAUGACCACGCGAGCUCAUGACAUCAGUGUGCUUUGGGAACUGGAUACCAUGGGUAUCAAGGAUACUGCGCUGCAAUCCAGCCCGGAAGACCACGACAGGAAAGUCAAAGAGGAUUUCCAAAACAAUUUGAAGAGGUCAGAGGAUGGGAGGUACAUUGUAAAACUGCCCUGGAUCAACGGAGCGCCUCCUCUACCUAAUAAUAAAGAUGUAGCAGAGAAGAGACUCAUCUCAGCUACAAACAAGUUACUCGCCAAGGAAGAAUUUCAACAAUAUGACAAUAUCUUUCGUGCUUGGGAAUUGGAAGGAAUUGUUGAAGUGAAAGUGAACUUGUUGGAUCAGCCUGAUGGACACUUUCUCCCCCACCGCCCAGUUUUCAAGCCAGGAAGUCUGACGACACCAGUGCGACCAGUUUUUGAUGCUUCCUGCAAAGUUGGGAAUAAAUCGUGCCUCAACCAGUGCCUGGAGAAGGGUCCCAAUUUACUUGAAGUAAUUCUGGCCAUCUUACUUCGUUUCCGCAAAGAAAGGGUGGGAGUGAUUUCCGACAUCCGAAAAGCCUUUCAGAUGAUCGAAGUGGAUCCCGAAGACCGCAAGUUUCAGAGAUUUCUUUGGUGGGAAAAUGAAGAAAAGAAAAUUAUGAAAAUUUAUCAACAUUGUCGAGUCAUAUUUGGAAUGAACUGUAGUCCAUUUAUCUUGGCCGCAGUUCUGGAGUUCCAUCUUUCCAACGUCGCAGAAGAAGAGAGGACGACAAGUUUGGAACUGUUGAAGUCACUUUAUGUCGACAACUGCGUCACUUCUUUUGCUACUGAAGGAGAAUAUCAGAAAUUCAAGGAGGAGUCCAUUUCCAUUUUGGCGAGAGCGAAGAUGGACCUCAGGGAAUUAGAGUCAAACACAGACCCAGCGAUGGAAAGAAGAAUCACAUCGGUUUUGGGGUAUAAGUAG
Messenger RNA from Folsomia candida, 2844 nucleotides. RefSeq lists its product as uncharacterized. Gene Ontology annotation, molecular function: nucleic acid binding; zinc ion binding; aspartic-type endopeptidase activity. The transcript has a single exon. Lineage: Eukaryota; Metazoa; Arthropoda; Collembola; Entomobryomorpha; Isotomidae. Bases 1 to 2844 code for a protein of 947 amino acids. The record is from RefSeq and is a predicted model, not a curated record. Gene Ontology annotation, biological process: proteolysis.